AUGGUGUUGCUUCCAAAAGCAAGGCAUGAUUGGAUGCAUCUAAGAUUCUUAGACUAUAAGUCAGUGGAUGAUUACAAUUCAGCUCUAUUCAAGAUUGUCUCAAUACUAAAGCUGUGUGGUGAAGAGGUAACCGAUAGCAUGAUGCUUGAAAAGACCUAUACAACUUUCAACCACUCGAAUUCUGUGUUGCAAGAGCAAUACAGGACAAAGGGCUUUGCCACAUAUACUGAUCUGAUCUCAUGUCUACUCCUGGCCGAGGAAAACAAUGAACUCCUACUAAAGAGUAACGGGGUUAGACCGGCCGGGACAGCACCACUACCCGAAGCCCAUGAGGUCGAGAAGAAAGAUCCUCCCAAUGAAACCUAUUACGUCCAAGACAACAAGAAACCAUACGGCAAUAGCCGUGGUGGAUUCAAGAGGCGUGGACGUGACAACUCAAACGGCCGAGAUGGCUACUCAACUGGCCAGAAAGGAAACCACAAUAACCGUGGUCAUGGUUCCAAUUACGGCCGGGGUCGAGGCAGCUACGGCCGCGGACGAGGUGGCAUAUCCAAACCAUCUUACACGUCCAACAAGUCUCUAUGCCAUAGAUACGGGAGUGACAAUCAUUGGGCAAAGAAUUGUAGAACUCCGAAACACUUGUGCGACCUCUACCAAGAGAGCAUCAAGAACAAGAACCCGGAGGCAAACAUUAUCCAAGAAAACGUCCAUGAGGACAAGGGAUAUGGAUCUGAAGAUUCUGAUCAAGUUUUGAACAAAACCUUUCACAUUCUUGUCGAUUACGUUACUAGUUUGCUUGAUCCGAAAGUUCCUUGUGUUCGUGUGAUUCGAUCUGUUACUAGAACCAUAGAUCAGGAUUUGUUUAAUCUCAAAUCAUCACCUGUUGAAUCUCGAAUCCUUUUCUGA
Messenger RNA from Brassica napus (rape), 906 nucleotides. RefSeq lists its product as uncharacterized. The transcript is spliced from 2 exons. The record is from RefSeq and is a predicted model, not a curated record. Lineage: Eukaryota; Viridiplantae; Streptophyta; Magnoliopsida; Brassicales; Brassicaceae. Bases 1 to 906 code for a protein of 301 amino acids.